AUGCGCUCCUCGGACGUGUUUAGCAUCUCCACAGAGGGUACACUGAUUGCCUCGCCCAUCUUCUGGACAGUGGCCGCCAUCCUCGCCUCACUGUUCGUCUACACACUCUUGCUCCCACCUGCCUCGCUCUAUCGGUCUUCGCCCGUCGAGCCGUACCGCUCGUCGCUGCUGCCUGGGCUUGGUCCGAUCACACUUUACUCGCAGCGCAACACGUUCUUGCGCACCGUGUUUGGCGAUCCGGAAACAUGGGAUACCACACCACCCAAAAAACACGGUCUUCGGCUCAACUCUCGUGGUCACAUUUUGACGGUCAUCAACGACGUUCGUGCGGAUGCCAAGACGUUUUUCAACGAUCGAGGUUUGAAUUUCAACCAGGGAUAUGAAGUCAUGUUUGCCGGUGUCCCGCAGUUGCCUUCGUGGUUGGCGCCAACUGCACCUGCUGACGAUGCGGGUACGGAAGGGUUUGUCAUGAACCUCAAACAGGCGAUCGGCGGCGAGAGACUCUCGCAGACCAUCCCGGACAUUAUCCGAUGUAUCGUUCAGAACUUUGAGAGCUAUCCGCGCCAAAACGGCAAGUUGGACGUGCACAAGACCAUCUACCCGCUCGUCUUCCAGAUCAGCGUGCUCCUCAUCGGACUACAGGAGCACGCACGUGAUAUUAAUGCGGUCAAAGCGCUCGAACGACCGUUCUGGGAGUUUGCCGACAACACUGGAUUCAUGGCUACCCACUUUCCACUGCUACCCUGGCCUUCAACGGUACGCAAGUGGAUCGGAGCCAUCAAGAUGUCGGCCGAAAUCCGAAAGACGCUCCAACAGCGCAAGAAUGAGGGUCGUCGCGAGAACGACUAUGUGCAGGAGAUGAUCGAUCGAGGCGCUUCGGCGCGUUCGAUCGAAGACUUUGUUAUGGGUGGACUGUUCGCUGCCAUCAUCAACUCGACAGGCAUCGCCGCGUACCUACUCAUCUUCCUCUGCUCGCGCCCCGAUUUGCGCGAUCGUGUUCGGCGCGAGCUCGACGACAUCUUUCGCAAAUCAGCCAAAGACCGUGGUGAUGACUAUGACUCGCUCUCGCUGCAAGAAAAACUCUCGCGCGUCCCCAUCCAUGUGUGGGAAGGCGAGAUGCCUAUCUACCAGACUGUGUUUGACGAAACCCUACGCAUCCUGCUCAUCUCACUCAUCUUUCGACGCAAACUCGUUACUUCGUCCAAAGUCACGCAUGGCGAAACAAAGAUCAGCAACGACUCUAUUCGAAACCGCGAAUUUGUGAGCUUCUGGCUCGCCGCUGCACACCGAAAUAGCAAUAUCUACAAGAACCCACUCGAGUUCGACCCGGAACGGUUCGCCCGAGGCGAAGGAAAGCGCGAAGGCGAAUUUGUGCCCUGGGGUGCAGGCAGACACAUCUGUCUGGGCAUGAGAUUCGCCAAGCUCGAAAUCAGAGCUGUGCAUGCCGCUUUUCUGCUCAACUUUCCCGAUACCAGAACGACCGAUCGAACCGGUACCCCUUACCCCGCCCACCACGUACCCCUCCCCGACCAGGAGAGCGAACAUAGAAGGUACCCCACCAAACCCGUCGCACUCACCUACACCGUCAACCCCCUCGCCAAAUAA
This is a messenger RNA of Mycosarcoma maydis (corn smut), 1605 nucleotides long. RefSeq lists its product as uncharacterized. NCBI's taxonomy places the organism in Eukaryota, Fungi, Basidiomycota, Ustilaginomycetes, Ustilaginales. Bases 1 to 1605 code for a protein of 534 amino acids. Gene Ontology annotation, biological process: sterol metabolic process. Gene Ontology annotation, molecular function: heme binding; monooxygenase activity; oxidoreductase activity, acting on paired donors, with incorporation or reduction of molecular oxygen. The record is from RefSeq and is a predicted model, not a curated record. The transcript has a single exon.